UUCCUUGUUUCCAGAGGAAAGAGUUCACUGUAACACCAGUUGUCACUGUUUACAUGGAUGACAUGUGACAGUGGAGACCUGUGUACCUCAUGUACUCGUGUAGUCAUGACUCCCUCCCAAGACCCAAAUACACCUCCUGGGGACCUGCUCCCCCGCACUGACUGUUGCUACACCAGCUGCUACUGUGAAGAAAAUGUUUGGAAGCUCUGCGAGUACGUCCGAGAUCAGAGUGAAAGACCUCUGCAAGAAUUUUAUGCUGUGUUCCUGUCUAAUGAAAAGAGAAUGAUACCUAUUUGGAAACAGCAAUGUGGUAGGCAUGGUGAACCUGUAAUAUGGGAUUAUCAUGUUAUCUUGCUCCAUGUCUGCAGUGGAGGACAGCGGCUGAUUUAUGACCAAGAUAGUGUGCUGCCAUUCCCAUGCCCCUGUGAGCGAUAUAUUAAGGAAGCUCUCCAAUCUGAUCAGAAUAUCCAUAAGGACUUCAAGAGAAAGCUCAGGUUAAUACAAGCAGAUGAGUUUCUCCGGACGUUUGCUUCUGACCGUUCUCAUAUGAAAGACGCGGGUAAUAAGUGGAAGAAGCCUCCUCCUCCUUAUCCUUGUAUCCGCACUGCAGAAUCUUCAAUGAACCUGGAUGAGUUCAUCAGUAUGGAUCCCGCUGUGGGCUACGGCAAAGUGUACACACUGGGAGAGUUUACAGAGCACUUCGGCACCCCCGUAUGAUGUGUUCCAGUCUGCUCAUUCAUGAGGACAAUGCAGAGAAACCAGCUAUUGUUCACUGCAAGUUUCCACUGUGCAUAAUUCAUUCCACCCAUUGUCCGUGUUCCACUUCUCGGCUUCAUUCAGCUCUCCGGUGCCCAGGAAGCUUGGACAAUGUGAUGGAGGACUCACCUGCCAUGUGACUAUUUGAGGAACCGGUUUUAUUUUUCAAUCACCAGCAAGACUUUGUUAAUUUUAAAGAGGAAACAACCAUUGCCAAUAUUAUAGGCCUGUAAUUAAAAUAUAUAAUGCCUAAGAAAU
Nanorana parkeri is the source of this 1014-nucleotide messenger RNA. It is a transcript of the gene NTAQ1, whose product is annotated as WDYHV motif containing 1. Gene Ontology annotation, molecular function: protein-N-terminal asparagine amidohydrolase activity; protein-N-terminal glutamine amidohydrolase activity. NCBI's taxonomy places the organism in Eukaryota, Metazoa, Chordata, Amphibia, Anura, Dicroglossidae. The transcript has 6 exons. The coding region runs from base 58 to 717 and encodes 219 amino acids. The record is from RefSeq and is a predicted model, not a curated record. Gene Ontology annotation, cellular component: cytosol; nucleus.